AAUACAUUUCGCGAAAGUUUGUGCCUGAUUCCCGAAUGUGUCUCUCGUAUCAUAUGCAUGUACGUUGUUCACAAACCAAGAGGAAAGAGUCCGUAAAACGGGAAAUUAUCGGAAAAAUUUAACGUUGCCAGGAAGAAAAGAAGCGCACUCUCAAGAUAAUAGAAAGAGAGAGAAAAAGUGAAGUGGGAUAUUGACCACGCGAAUGAGAAAAGUGUAAAAGGCCCGGGUGACGCAACGGGAACGGCGCACUAGACGAUUUAGUAGGUUAUGGUUUCCUGUCGCUCCUGUGGACGGAACAUAUCGUCCGGGACGAUUCGUUGUAGCAAGUGCGGAACACCCUUUCACCUGUCGUGCUCGCAUCGUUACAAAAUCUCCGCCGAGGGUGUCUUUAACGUUUGCUGCGGACCAACGGACUCUGUGUUCCCGGGUAGUAGUGCAGGGUACCAGAUGCGAACUCGUCGCAACAACAAGCGCAGGCAGCCUCAGCAGCAGCAACAACAACAACAACCACAACAGAAUAACAAUAAUUCGUUCGGCAACGGUAACAGUAGCUUAGACAAUAGCCAGGCUCUCGGACAGAGCACUGGUGGACCUAUGCGAUUCGCGAAGGUGCAGAAAGUCGACGAAUCCUCCUCGAACAUGGUCGUGUUGGAGAAACCUGUUAUUCUGGACGAGCCCAGUAACUGUCUAGAGAUAAGCAACGAAGAAGAUUUCACAGAAGACAACUUUGAUACCAACGAAGCCGAAGGCCAUUCCAAUGAUUCAAUAACCAUUUUGGAUGCAGAUGAGCCAAAUGAGAGUACCGUUCAAACCUCGAAUAUUAGUGUUAACGAAUCUCAAAUGAAAAACAGCAUUACAUUGGAAACGGUCUGGGAUGGCAUUUCAUCUUUGCAAUCGAGCAUUUCCAAUAUUUCCAAUUCCUUGGAUACUGUGUCGAAUCAUCUGAAUACUUUCGAUCCUCGCAUCAACGACCUGGAAACAACUCUGCAAACCAUCAAGAACAAAACUACCAAUUUCGAGAAUGUGCAGAAUGACGUGGGUGGACUGAAGGACGAAUUAGUUCGGAUAACAGGCGAAUUGGAAAAUAUUAAGGCUUCUCAGACUGCCAAGAAUGUCGACAUGGGAGAAAUUCUCUGUGAGAUCAAGGAAAGAGAGAUGAAGUCGAAAAACAUUAUCAUCUACAAUGUUCCCGAGGAUAAUCUUAGAAUAUCUCAAGAUUACUCCACUUUGCAUGAUAUUGAUCAAUUCAAUGCUUUGGUAGCUGCUAGAGACACAUCGCGAGCACGUGAAAUUCUGAAGGUCGUAUCGAAUGUUGAUUUGAGCCAAAUACAAACGAGACGCCUGGGACGUAUGAGACAAAAUUUUUGUAGACCACUUCGAGUCACUCUGUUAGAUAAGGCUGACUGUAUUACAAUUAUGAAGAGCAAGUCUUUGGUUAAUCGUCAAUAUACAAUAAAAACGGAUUUGACCAAGUUACAACAAAAAAAAAUCAAGGAUCUCAAGGAAGAACUCGAAAAAAUCAAUGUUGACAAACAAAAUCCAACAAUGACAAUUAAAUUUAUAAAUGGAGAGCCUCAGAUUAUUCCUAUAGGUCAAAACUAUUUCAAACGCGAAUAAGAAGGUAUUUUGCGUGGUUAACUUAUUGGUAAAUUAAUGUAUCUAUUAAUUAAUGUUUUUUUUUUUUCACCAUGGAGUUAUUGUAAAAAAUUUCAAACACCCAUAAAUUAUAUUAACAC
Molecule: messenger RNA, 1736 nt
Organism: Copidosoma floridanum
Lineage: Eukaryota; Metazoa; Arthropoda; Insecta; Hymenoptera; Encyrtidae
Source: RefSeq, a predicted model, not a curated record